Messenger RNA from Bemisia tabaci, 5137 nucleotides. Its product is annotated as transmembrane protein 104 homolog. The record is from RefSeq and is a predicted model, not a curated record. Lineage: Eukaryota; Metazoa; Arthropoda; Insecta; Hemiptera; Aleyrodidae.
CACUAGCUCACACCACUGUUAGCAGUUUAUUAAAUACAUCUUUUCGUCAGUUCUCUUCAUAAUUAUUCCAACAUACCUUCGUUGCAGUACGCUCCUCUUGGGGGUAGCUUUGCCCCAAUGGAUGAAGGCUAUUCAACAUGGACUGGUUUACUGUACGUUUUCAAUUUAAUUGUUGGGACUGGAGUGUUGACUCUACCGCAUGCAUUUGUCCAGGCAGGAUGGGUCUUUGGAAUUCUGCUUCUCUCAGCACUCGCUUUCACAAGUUAUAUGGCUGUAACAUUCGUCAUAGAGGCAAUGUCUCGGGCCAAUGCUGUAAAAAUGACACUAAGAUUGCGCCAUCUUCAGAAAUCCAAAGCAGCCUUUUUGAAGCAAAUACAAGGAGACUCUGACGUAAGUGUGUCGGGGGAUGAAGAAGGUGAUCAUUCAAGGAUACCUCCUGAAACAUCUCCCUUAGUUCCGAAUGAAUAUAUUGAUAAAUUUCCAGCUGCACCAAGAUCACUUUUCUCUGUUGAUACUAAAGUUGAAAUGGUGGAAAUGGCUGAGCUCUUCUUUCCUCCAUGGGGCAAGGUCUUCUUUUUUAUAAAUUUCUGCCUCUAUUUAUGUGGAGAUUUGACGGUCUAUGCAGCAGCAGUUGGAAAAUCUUUGGUUGAUGUCUCAUGUAUGACCACCUCAAUAAACUCAACUCAUCCUGACAAUGAAUUGUGUUGGGAAGGGGCAACCAUCACUAGAAGAGGAGCUUAUGCUAUAUUUUUGUUGCUAUUCGUGCUUACUCUUGGACCGUUCGCCUUUUUUAAUGUUCAGAAAACGAAAUACAUCCAGAUGUUUACUACCCUCAUGAGAACGCUUGCUUUCAGUGUCAUGAUUGUGCUGUCGGUGCAAAGAAUCAUAGACCCCACACAGGAUCAUGGCUCCCCACCUGUCGUACGACCUGCUGGGAUGCCUGCUUUAUUCGGCGCAUGCAUCUACUCCUUUAUGUGCCACCACUCGUUACCAGCUCUCAUCACACCAAUCAAAGACAAGAGCAAGCUAAGCCGUCUUCUUUCUUUUGAUUUUAUUCUCAUUCUGACAUUUUAUUUCAUCCUCAUCCUUACAAGCAUUUUUGCUUUCCCCAACAUUGAGCAACUUCUUACACUGAAUUUUAGACCAGAUUUUAACACUAAGCUAGAUCUAGAAAUAAUCGAUUAUUUUCUGAUGUUAUUCCCUGUUUUAACAUUAAGCGCCAGUUUCCCUAUCAUUGCUAUCACAUUAAGAUACAACUUACAAGCUGCAUCGGUUGGAGAGGAUGGCCCUUGGGUGGUGCGCAGGUUAGUUCUUCCAACAAUCGCUGUAACCGUACCUAUUAUUGUCGCGCUUUUAUUCACAAAUAUUGAAACAAUUGUUGGCAUUAAUGGAUCUUAUGCUGGGGCAGGAAUACAAUAUGUUAUUCCUGUGUUUCUACUUCUUAGAUCUCGUGCUUUAACUCCAGAAGCCCUCAAAAAUGAAGUAAAUCCACAUCAAUCGCCAUUCAGUUCACCAAUUUGGCCGCGUGCUCUUCUUUUGUGGGCAGUUUGUUGUGUCAUUUUUGUCUCGGUGAACCUAGCUGAUAAGUUUCUGAACGUAUCAGUUUUUUAAGUAAUUGAGUGAUACAUUCCCCGUGGAAUUAACUUUUUCCAUAGAGGAAUUUUGUUUUGAAUUUCUUUUCACAUUUCACCAGUAUUUCCUUCAGAGUAAUGUACUGAUAUACAAUAUCACCCUAUUGUUGGAAUUUUAGUUGAAAGCAAUUUUAGAAAAGAGGUAAGUAUAAAUACAUAUUUUGGAUUUUCCAAUAUUUUACUGAAAUUUUCUGAUUUUAGCUUUGAUCUAUAUAAAUUUUAAAACUUUCUGUUCUUAAUGAAUAUCAUGAAGUUUUGCGCAGAAGUAUGUACGCUAAUUUUUAGAGGGAUGAAGCUAGUGCUCAAGAUGAAAAGAAAAAUGUAAUUUGUGAUUCCUAAUUUAGUUACCCUCUCUGAUUGUAAACUUGAGACUUACUUAAUUUUGAAGCUUCAACAUUUAUUCAAUGCAAAGACACGAUGACCGUUAUCACGAUAGUAGCAACAAAGGGGCAUUUUAUUUUGUUUUGAAUACAAAAUUUCCCUAUCACCUAGGUGAAAGCCCCCGAGACCAUUAAUUUUUCUUCCAAAAGAUAUGAUUUUGAGCUGACAAUAAUUAAUCUGUAAGGUAGUUGAGGACUUCCAUAUUGCAUUAUUAUCAACUCAGCGAACACUCCAACUUUUCUGCUCCCUCUUUGGCAAAGAAACUUUGCAAGAAUUCAGCAAGAUGCCGCAGUGUUAAGAGACUCAUAGAUCAUGUAGUAAGAAUUCAUGCAGAGGAUAGAACUGAAUACGGAUCUCAGUAGUUACUGUCUAGGUUGACAAAAGUUGGGGAUUUUAAGUUAUUAGAGAAAACUUUGAAAUAUCUGAGCACUCAUCUGAAAACAGCUAAAAGUCAGAGAAAACUGACAGAUGCUUUUCAAUGAUGUUUAAUCUUGCUCUAUUUUAAACUUUGAAUAAUUUGAUCAAUAGUUCUGUUUGACCACCUUUCUUUCCAAAUUCAAGGAAAGUUCAAGAAUUAUCUUAAAAUUGGUCAUUAAUGUCGGAAAAACGUUCAGGAAUUUCAUCUCUGCAUUGCUGUGUUGAUGUUUUACUACCGCCGUGGUAACUGUCAUGUUUCUUUUAGUGUAGUGUUUUUUCUUGCCCACCUUGAUUUGUGGUUACUCAUUUUUUGUGUCCAAAAAAGAGGUAAUCCCUUGUAAGGAUUUUUAAUUUUACUGUUGUACAACUAUCAUAUUUUAGAAUGUCUGUCCAUUCUUAUCUCUUAUGAAUCUCCUAAAAACAAAAGAACUACUUAAGAUUUCAAGCCUCUGGUAUGGAAUUUACUUGUUUUUAAUAUCAUGGACCAAAGCUCUCGGCUCAUUGAAAUGAUCUGUGUCUCAUGUAUUCAUUCGAUCAUGUUGUAUUUUGCGAAAUAUUUAUUUUAACACUUUGUGCUAAUAAUAACCAGCAAAAUAUUCCUCUUAAAUGUUUCUUAGAGUCCAUAAGUACUUUUUUCUUCAGAUAAUGUUUCAAAGCAAACUCGUGUGGCCUGGUCACAAAAAAGUGAGCUAAAUGACUCUAUUUUAUUAUUAUUUUCAAGCAUAAUCUUUUCUUAGAUUUUCUUUUUAGUAUUAAGUUGUGAUAAACUUGUGAUGUGAUUGCAUUAAUUCAAUAGACUGAUUGAAACGCAUAUUAUUCCUGAUUAUGCACAAAUGUUUCAGUUGGGACACUACUGUACUACCAUUUUUGUGAACUAAAAAUAAUUAACAACCAGGCUCUGUACUAGUUUGAUGACAACAAGGCUUUCUCGUCAUAAAUUUUUCAAUUUUUGUUUGCAAAUAGUUUUCAGGAUUUUUAGUCCUCUAAAGUGAUAUGGAUUUUGGAUCUAGUGAAUAAUGAGGUUACACAUUCCAAAAAUUGAAAAACUCAAAACGCAAAAAAACAAAAAAUGUUCGUUUUUUAUUUUCCUCUAGGCUAUUGUAAUAACAGGGAUUGUAAAGUCAAGUUCUUGAAGGGUCACAAGUGUCCUUAAUUAUCUUUCUUUCUCCCUUUCUUAAUCAUUUUUCAAUGAAGCUGCAAUUUUUCUACUUUCAAACUACUAGUAUCAUCCUAGUGUUGCCCUGUGAUUUAAACUUGUAAAUAUUAAUAUUGUUUAUCUUUUUAUGGAAAUAGCAUCUAAGUAAGUUUUAAUUUUUUAUCUUUAAUGAUUGAAAACUCAUUUUGAUAUCUGUGUGUAUUUUAUGCUCUAAGAUUUCUAGUGUGUCACCAGAGGUUUAAUAAUUAUUAGUUCCUCAGCCCGAAGUCAGGUUAAAUCUUCUGUCAUCUCACUUAGUGCUUUUACUUCUCUACUCAACCUUUCUCAUUGUUUCACCUUUUCAUUUAUUUCUAGUUUCUAAUCAAUGGAAGCUCAAAAUGUUUGAACUUGGAUUCAUCAGCUUGGAGCGAUUCUUAUUUCUUUUGGCAGACAUUUAUUUUAGGAGGAAGUGUGAAAUUUUAAACAUGUGCCUUUACAUGACUUAUUUCCGGUUAUAGAGGAGAGCUUCUUUCUCGUAAUAUUCUCCUCAACUCGCACUGGCUACAAAACUCUAAGGUUAUUUUUUUUUGUUCAAACGAAUUUCAUCACAUCGAAAUUUUUACUUGUUGUUUUAUCUUUGUCUUGGGAUCAUCAUAGUAAUAAACGAGUUUCUGAUCUUUUUAAUUAUAUCAAUUUCUCGGCUCAAAUUUUCAUCCCCACCAAUAAUUUCCAGUAUAAACUCACGUCAAGGUCCAGAAUGUGGUAUUCCUUACUCAUAUCCAGUUUCAUCAGAUUUGAUGUAUAAUAAAUUUUUACAAGAGCUCUCAUACCUCUUAUCAUUUUUUUGUUUCAUUAUUUUAUGCUAAUUAAUUCCAAUGAUUUCAAUUGUUAUGCUUAAUCUAAAGUAAUUGUUCUGUUAUUUAUUACCAAAUUUUAUUUUUUUUUAAUCCACAUUUUAUUUAUAGUUUUAUUCAUAUUGUCACUUGAUACAUUGAGCCAAAAUAUGUGAUGUUAAAUUAAGCACACGAUUUCACUUCAAAAUUAUGUUGUAGGUAUUUAAAAUAAGAACUUAGUACUUACUCUCAUACUUUGUUCAAGUUGUAUGAGGAUUGACAGAAAUGUUUUAAUUCAUCGGUGGAAGUUGAAAAUGACCUGUAAUAAAACGUAAAACCGUUUAUUUUCUCAUGGAAGGGUGGCUUAAAAGCUUGUAAAAUGUAAUUCCUGAGGCCAUUUUCAUUGCAACGUGCUGCUCUCUUGGGUCGUUUGAGUUUUUUAUCUUUAAUUUUCAAAAAAUUUACAAAGUUUUAAUGACAUCAAUUGGUCUUAUUAAAAACAUAAAUUUGAAUUUUUUGGAGCUCAUAGUUUAUCAGAUUUUUCUAACUGUGGGUAUCUAAUCUAAAAGUUUUAGCACAUGACAACCUUUUUUUCUAUGCCCUCAGAUGUUAAUUAAUUCUCAUCAAACAUGUAAAACAAUCACCACCUACUCAAACUUAGAAUUUUUCUCUACAUUAUCAGUGUUCAACAUUAUCCUGGUAUGUGAAUGUGAAUAAAGCUAUCAAUAUUGAGCCCCGCA